CGCUACAAACUGUCUUUCUGUCUGCCAGAGUACCAGUGUGCCAAAGCUGGGCAAGGGUAAGGAUGGCGGAGCUAGAGAGCCUGGAGUUUGGGAAGUCAGACUUUGUCCUGCUGGAUGAAGUGAACAUGGAGCAGUUCCUUGACAAUCUCAAGUUAAGGUUUGAGAAGGGCCGGAUCUACACCUACAUUGGAGAGGUCGUGGUGUCGGUGAACCCCUACAAACAGAUGGAUAUCUUCGGGAAGGAAGUGAUUGAGUCGUACCAGGGUCGCGAGCUGUACGAGCGCCCGCCGCACCUCUAUGCCAUCGCAGACGCAGCCUACAAGGCCAUGAAGAGGAGAGCCAAGGACACCUGCAUCGUGAUUUCCGGUGAGAGUGGCGCUGGGAAAACAGAGGCCAGUAAAUACAUCAUGCAGUACAUUGCGGCCAUCACUAACCCCAGCCAGAGGGCAGAGGUGGAAAGCGUUAAGAAUGUCCUGCUGAAGUCCAACUGUGUGCUAGAGGCAUUUGGGAACGCCAAGACCAACCGGAACGAUAACUCCAGUCGAUUCGGGAAGUACAUGGACAUCAACUUCAACUUCAACGGAGACCCAACUGGAGGACACAUCAACAACUAUCUGCUGGAGAAGUCUCGGGUCAUCAAGCAGCAAGAAGGGGAGAGGAAUUUUCACUCUUUCUACCAGCUGCUGCUGGGAGGAUCAGAAGAGAUGCUGAGGUCCCUGCACCUCAAGAAGGAUAUUGCAAUGUACUGCUUCACCAGAGAGGGCUCUGGUGAAGCAGAUGACAAGUCCAAUCACAAAGCUGUGCUGAGUGCAAUGAAGGUGAUCGGGUUUAGCUCAGAGGAGAUUGAUUCUAUCUACAAAAUCCUAGCCAUCAUCUUGCAUCUUGGUAACCUGGUGUUUGACAGCGACGGGGACAGCGUGCUGGUGCACAGCGAGAACUCAGUGUGUCAGAUCGCAGAGCUGGCAUGCACGCAGCCAGACAUGGUCAGGAAGACUCUGCUGUACCGCACCAUGGCGACAGGAGGGGCGGAGGUUAUCGACAAGGGACACAGCAUUCAGGAGGCAAGCUUCGGGAGGGACGCCUUUGCCAAGGCACUCUAUGAGCGGUUGUUCUGCUGGAUAGUGAGCCGCAUCAACACUGUGAUCGAAGUGAAGGAUUACAACCCCCUGCUGCAUGGCAAGAACACUGUCAUCGGAGUGCUCGACAUCUACGGCUUUGAGAUCUUCGACAACAACAGUUUCGAACAGUUCUGUAUCAAUUACUGCAACGAGAAGCUGCAGCAGCUGUUCAUCGAGCUGAUCCUGAGACAGGAGCAGGAGGAGUACCAACGCGAGGGCAUUGACUGGCAGCACAUCGAGUACUUCAAUAACCAGAUCAUCGUGGACCUGGUGGAACAGCCUCACAAGGGAAUCAUCUCCAUCUUGGAUGAGGCCUGUCUCAGUGUAGGGCAUGUCACAGACACACUCUUCCUAGAGUCCAUGGACAAGAAGCUCAGCAAGCACCCCCACUACACCAGCCGCAAGCUCUGUGCCACAGACAAGACCAUGGAGUUCCUGCGAGACUUCAAGAUCAAGCAUUACGCUGGCAACGUCACGUACAGCGUGGAGGGAUUCCUCGACAAGAACAAGGACCCUCUCUUCCAGGACUUCAAGCGCCUCAUGUAUAACAGCUCGGACCCAGUGCUGCAGGAGAUGUGGCCGGAGGGUCAGCUGAGCAUCACUGAGGUGACCAAACGCCCGCUGACCGCUGCCGUGCUCUUCAAGAACUCCAUGAUCUCUUUAGUGGAGAACCUGGCCUGCAAGGAGCCCUACUACGUGCGCUGCAUGAAGCCCAAUGAGGUGAAGUCUCCAGUUCAGUUUGAUGAGCAGCGCUGUCGGCACCAGGUUGAGUACCUGGGCUUGCUGGAGAACGUGAGGGUGCGACGGGCCGGCUUUGCAUACAGGCAGCCCUAUGCCAGGUUCCUGCAGCGGUACAAGAUGACCUGUGAGUACACCUGGCCCAAUCACCUGAUGAGGACGGACCGGGAGGCCGUGGAGGCCAUCAUCACAAAGCAUGACUUCCAGGGCGACGUGGCAUACGGGCUCUCCAAGGUGUUUCUGCGCACACCCCAGACCAUCUUCACUCUGGAGAGCGAGAGAGCCACCCUUAUCCCAAUCAUCGUCCUCUUCUUGCAGAAGGUGUGGCGUGGUGGCCUGGCACGGAAGCGCUGCCGUGGGAUGCGGGCAGUCUAUUGCAUCAUGAGCUGCUUCAAGCGGCACAAGGUAAAGGCUCACUUCAGAGAGGUGGAGAAGAGGUUUGCCAACGUGCGCAACAUGAGUGACUACGGCAAGAGCAUCGAGUGGCCCACUCCCCCGGCCGUGUUGAUGCAGUUCCACGAGAACACCAAGUACCUGUUCUGCAGGUGGCGAGCUCGUCAGAUCAUCAAGAACAUCCCCCCCUCCCACAUGCCGGAGGUGCGCGCCAAGGUGGCGGCCAUGGAGGUUCUGAGAGGGGAGAGGCUGGACUGGGGCUACAACAGGACCUGGGAGCGAGACUACCUUUCCAGCGCGAAGGAGAACACGCAGAUGUGCACCGAAUUUGCGAAGGUGGCGAAGGAGCUGAAAAGCAAAGACAAGUACAACACUGUGCUCUUCUCCUGCCUGAUCCGCAAGGUGAACCGCUUCAAUAAGAGUAAGGACCGGGCUCUGCUCCUCACAGACAGGCACCUGUACAAGCUGGAACCACGCAAGCACUUUAAACUGCUGAAGAGCCUGCCGCUGGAGAGUGUGAACGGUGUGAGUGUGACCUGUAGCCGGGACCAGCUGGUGGUGUUCCACACGGUGCAGAAGGAUGACAUACUGACCUGUCUGCAGACAGUGCGAGGCUGUGAGAAUGAGGACCGUGUCGGGGAGCUGCUGGGUGUGCUCGCUGACCACUUCAAACGGUUAAAGACACCCCUGCAGGUGACAGUGCAACGCUCAGCUAUCCAGUGCCACAUGCGCGGGCGGCAGAAGUGCGUUACCGUGGAAACCAAGAUCGGCCAUAACCGACCAGACUUCUGCAAGAGCCGAGACGGCUUCACCCUGUACCUGCCGGGAAACUAAUGGCAGCUAUAUAACCUGAAGGACUCUGAACUUCGGGGCCUGGAUUUGUACACUCAUGCUAUUGGUCAAGCACUGGGCUCUGAAUCCUGUGCAACAUGGAUAUGCUUCCCAAACUCACUUCAGAAAAUCAGCCUUGAGGAAUAUUUUCAGGAAUGCUGAAAUAAUUACUAAUCACUGAAAGUAAUGGUCUGUGCAGAAACAACAGUACGCAGCUGAAGAAAGGCUUUUGUCUGAAAGGUCCUUAAAUAAAUAAUUAUUUAAUUAUUUAAAACUUUUGUGUAUAUCCAAAAGAAAACUUUACUUUUUUGUACACUGCAGUUAUACUUCUGUUCAAACAUCUAUCUAUCUAUCUAUCUAUACAGGGGUGAAAUUCUGCCAGUACUCACCGGUACUCUGUACUGGGACUUAUUUAAUCUGCUUUUCAUCCAACGUGGAUGCAUUCCAUCCACUCACACAGUCCACCAGAGCAUGUGAGUGGAGUGGAGCGUUCAUAAACACCACUCCUCGCUCUCUUCCUCUUUGAAACCGCUCGCUCCAAGGCUUUUAUUUCCCCAGUCCGCACCGCUCCGGUGUUUCUAAUUCUGCAGCCAGCUCCACUCACACUCCGCUCCACUGCUAGUGUAAAUCGCUUCCAAAAUGUAGAGAUGUGCGAACCGGUUUGAAAUCGGGUACCCGGUUCCUGCUUUGGUAUCGACAAACUGAAUACAGGUAUCAGGGUUCCGGUUCCAGUGAGUACUAUUAUGUUUUUAUUAAAACUGCUUAUUAAAACAUACAUUUCUGUCAAAAAAUACAUUUGAUAACUAUAAUUGACAUGUUCACACUUAGAAAAAAAAAGGUCUGCUAAAUAUUUAUUACAGCGAUAACGUGGUUUUUAAUUAUUAUUAUUUUUUAUUUAUAUUUAUUUCCUUGGAGAAUAAUUCUGUCUCACUUUUACAAGUGAUGAAAACGCUUUGGGUAAAGUGAAUCUUCUGCACCUCGAGGGGAUCAUUUGCCGGACAACCCCAAGCCGAACACGACACGAUUUCAGCUAGCUAAAAAAGUAAUUUAACCCCAAGCCAGUGGGGUCGUAUUUCGGCUUGGGAUCUAACAUAAGAUGACCCUUUUGUACAUACCAUGUGGUUAAAGAUUUUUUUAAUUGUAUAAGCUUUGUGAAAUUUGCAAUUAACAAGGUUCAUAUACAAGCACACAAUGGCUUGCGCUGUUGUAAUAAAACUGUUACUGUGCAAAUUUGAGAUUAUUGAUUGUUUUGUUAACUUUAAUUAUACAGGGCGAUUUCAUAGAUUGCACAAUAUUGUAGAAGCAUCGCAAAAGCUGCAUUGUUUAUGGAUCAUAUCUUAUAUCUACAGUGUCAAAUAUUUUUCCUUUGCAAAACAUCUUUUGGAGCGGGCGUUGGAGCGGAAGCAGUGCCAGAGGCUUUUCAUGCUCUCGCUCCGCUCGCAUGCUCUUCAAUCCACUAGCGCAACGUUUCUCAAAUGCGCUUUCAUUCAGCACAGUUCGUGUUGCUUGCAUUCUGUUUCCUCAUACUGCUUCUGUUUCUGUUAGCUGCUAUUGGCCACCAUUAACGUCAGUAUAAUCACUGCAUGUUGAUUGGCCGAGUUUUCAUUCAGAUCAGAUUUAAUUUUGGCAUAAGUCACAAAUCUCCGCCCAUUUCGAUUUGUGUCAGUGCUUAUUCGUUGAUCACCAAGAGAAGACCUUAGCAGUGCAACAUGAAAACAGCGGUAUGGAGUAAUUAUCAGUAUUAUGAAGUAAUAAUUAUUUUCUUUAGCAUGUCGGUGAAAUUAUCUGAAAUAUUCAACACAAACAUUGCUGCACAUGAAUUUGAAAGCAAAAAGUCAGUGUUCGCAUUAAAUAACAUAGUUUAUAAAUAUUAGAAAUAAUUAUCAUAACGCAUUUUGCCUUGCACCAAUUUUAGCACAUUGCCAGAAUUUGCGCAACAUUUUCUAAAAUGGCAGGUGAUGUGUGGGACAGUAGGGAUUAACAAUAACAUAAAAAACAGGAUCAAAGUGCAGCUUCAGAUUUUGGUAAGCUAGUCAGAUACAGAUGUAGGUGUGCUUCACGCUUUUCAAACACAGGCCCAAAUUGCAAGGUACAUGUUAAGCAUAGUGAUCAACGUUGUAUUUUGUUGUGAUCCUAGUAUUUUCUGUUAUGAGGACUGUAAUAAACGUAAACCAAAAUGGUGAGGUGUUUUUUCUUUGUACAAUGCCCCUUUUUCUAAAUGUGAGUUUUCACUUGCGUCGAUAUCUAAAAAGAAAAAAGGCAGAGGUAAACCACAAUAAUGACAUUACUUUAUGAAAAUGUGUCUUUUGCCACUUUGUUUCUUGUGCAGAAACCACAAUAACAGGGAUAACAUUUUUUAAAAAGUCUACUUUUGUACUGUUUCUGCCAGAAAAAAUAUUUUUCUGGAAUAGAUCAUGGUAAUUAAUCUACACAGAAACACAACAAGGAUAUCUUGAAA
Molecule: messenger RNA, 5538 nt
Organism: Acipenser ruthenus (sterlet)
Lineage: Eukaryota; Metazoa; Chordata; Actinopteri; Acipenseriformes; Acipenseridae
Product: unconventional myosin-Ig-like
Exons: 22
Coding region: 63-3083 (1006 amino acids)
Biological process (GO): actin filament organization; vesicle transport along actin filament
Cellular component (GO): microvillus; actin cytoskeleton; cytoplasm
Molecular function (GO): microfilament motor activity; ATP binding; actin filament binding
Source: RefSeq, a predicted model, not a curated record